Verruconis gallopava is the source of this 1756-nucleotide messenger RNA. RefSeq lists its product as uncharacterized. The coding region runs from base 1 to 1701 and encodes 566 amino acids. The transcript is spliced from 2 exons. The record is from RefSeq and is a predicted model, not a curated record. Gene Ontology annotation, molecular function: monooxygenase activity; heme binding; iron ion binding. Lineage: Eukaryota; Fungi; Ascomycota; Dothideomycetes; Venturiales; Sympoventuriaceae.
AUGGACGCGGUGAGGGCUGAGUUCACGAAGCUCACAGCUGCUUUCAAAGCCCAAAAUUGGGACAUGGUGGUUUCCUCAAAGAGCUUGCCUAUUGUACUAGGUCUCAGCACUCACUUAUUUCUCGCUCAUGGUGAACCGGACUACCAGUUUCAUAUCUUCAUUAUGUUCUGGUUCUUUGUUUACAUCUCAUUCAGCUACCUUCUUGUUGCCUCGGGAAGUAUGGCUACAUUGAGCCAGGCUUUGUCUGCUACGGCUUCGUUUUACGCGAUCUACUUCGGCACGCUUUUCACGAGUAUUGUUAUAUACAGAGCAUUCUUCCAUCGCUUAAGAAAGUACCCUGGUCCGUUCAUGGCCCGGAUCACCAACUUCUAUAACGUUGCUCUAACUGUUCCUAAAAUCCGCUAUUUUGUUGAGGUGGAAAAGAUUCAUAAACGAUAUGGUGACUACGUACGCCUUGGCCCUCGAGAUUUGUCGAUUGCCGAUGUGAAUGCUAUUCCAGUUAUUCAUGGGGUUGGUACAAAAUGCAGAAAAGGGUUAUGGUACGGAGCUGGAGAGCAUGUCGAAGGCUUUUCAUUGCACACCACACGAGACAAAAAAGAUCACCGGGAACGUCGCCGAAUUUGGGACAAAGCUUUCAAUGCUAAAGUUCUUCGCGAGUACGAGCCGCGCAUCAACCGACACACAGCAAUGUUGAUUCAACAGCUCGACGAUCGCGUCGGUAAGACCAUCCACAUUAAUGAGUGGGCGAACUUCUAUAGCUUCGAUGUGAUGGGUGAUAUUGGCUUCAGUAAGAGUUUUGGAAUGCUGGAAAAAGGCGAAGAGGACCAACUCAUCAAAACACUGCACGCUUCCAUGGUUGGUCUUGGGCUUUUCCGGAACAUCACAUGGGUGACAAGCAUCAUGCUGCGAUUACCCAUCAUCCAAAAAGAUCUCAGAAACUUUAUGAAAUGGACUUCAGACGUUCUCAAGGAACGGAAAAAAACCCAACCAGCUGAACAAGACAUCUUCAGUCAUCUUCUCGACCCCAAUGACGAAGGCAUUCCCCUUCACCUCAAUGCAGAUGCUCGACUUGUCAUUGUCGCUGGGAGCGACACGACUGCGGCUACCUUGACUUGGCUUUUCUAUGAAUUGACCAAAGAUCCCGCGCAGUUUAAGAAGCUCCAGAAGGUUGUAGAUGAUGCUGUUGGAGACAAAGACCUCCUCAGUUGUGAUGACGUUGCCAACAUCCCACUCUUAGACGGCUUCAUCAACGAAACCCUUAGACUUCACCCAGCAGUCCCAUCCGGUGUACAGCGCGAAACGCCUCCAGAAGGGAUUACUAUUGGUGAUAAGUAUAUCCCAGGCAACAUAAUUAUUUGGCAGCCAAUCCAUACCAUUCAACGGGACCCAAGAUACUUCAAAGAAGCAACUGUCUUUAGGCCUGAACGUUGGUUGGAAGAUCAGCAAGCCGAGUGGAUCUAUGAUAGGAGAGCAUUUAUCCCUUUCAGCACGGGCUCCUAUAAAUGCAUCGGGAACAACUUGGCUAUGAUGGAAAUGCGUGCAGUCGCAGCAAACAUUGUUCACAAGUUUGAUGUUGUAGCAGCUCCAGGCGAGGACUUUACGACCAUUGAAAAUAAGACAAUGGAUACAUUUACCUUGACUCUAGGCAAGCUAGAUGUCAUAAUGACAAGGAGGACCACUCGGAGAGACUCUGGGGUCUGAUCGCAGAUUGAAGAGUCGGAAGUCACAUUUAUAGUUGGAAAAGAAAAUGUAACCA